ACCAAAUUUCAUUUCUUACCCAUUUUCCCGUUUUAUUACAAACCAAUCAAUAAUUCCGAGUUUGCUCAAAUCAAACGAUUCCAAUUCCACCAGAAAAAUCGAUUUUAACACCUGUUGUAAGCCAAAUUGGGCCUCAUUUGCUAUAAACCCGGCGAUUUCGAACAAAAUUUAAACACCCACGAUGCCAUCGGAGGAUAAUUUACAACAAAUCGAGAAAGAUUUGAACGAAUUUUAUCAAUUUUGCAAAGAAAAUCGUUUAAGCGAGAAAGAAAUAGCGCAAAUAUGUAAACCGCUUUCGGAACGAGUUAAUAAUUUCCCAUUUAAAGGUUAUGUUCUUAAAAUAACCUUAAUCUUAUUAAUUCUUUAUUUAUUAUCGUAUUUGGAGUUAUUCUCAUGGAUUUAUUCGGCGAUUGGGCGCCUUUUUUUGAUCGAAUUAUUACCGUAUUGGAAUUGGCAAGUUUUGCAAUCGGAAAAAUGUUUAAUUUCAAAUUCGAAACCACAAAAUCAAAAAAACACGAAAGAUUGCUCAUUUUGUGAAUAUCUAGAAACGAUUGAUGUGAUUGAUUCGUUUGAAAUCGAUUUAAUUUAUGAGAAUUACAUAAAAUUGAAUAAACCGGUUAUUUUAGAGAACGGAUUGGAGAAUUGGAACAUUCCUAACCUUAAUUCGACGCUGUUUGAUCGGAUUUUAAGCGAUAAAGUGAUCGCGAAGAGUUAUCCUUGUAAGUUUUCGUCGAAUUUGUAUUUUAAAGACGAUACUUUAUCGGAAUCGUUAAAAAACUACAAAAAUCAUCGAAUUUAUUUCAUGCAUUUCCAAAAUUGCCAAUACGAUGCCGUCAAAGCGAUGAGAAAAUACUUUCCAAGGCCUAAUUUCUUGGUUCCAGAAAUAUAUCCGACCCAAUACAGCUGGUUGGUGAAAUCGAAGAAUUACAAAAUCGAAAAAUACAAGGAAUUGUUUUUUGAUGAUUCGAUUAUAAUUGUGGGGCAAUUAGAAGGUGGGGUUGAGGUUAUGUUGCACCCGGAAACGUGCGAAAACGAUUGUCCAACGCUUAAAAUCAACCUAAUUAAAGGGGAAGUGCUUAUUUUUACGAAUUUUUGGAGAUUCGCUUAUUUACCUAACGGAGACGGCGAUAAUUUGCAGGUUAUUUUAGAAACGCGUUAAAAAAAAUAAAAUUGAUGUAAUUAAUUAAAUGUUGUGAUUAAUAAAUGUGGAAAAAAUUUAAA
Molecule: messenger RNA, 1221 nt
Organism: Onthophagus taurus
Lineage: Eukaryota; Metazoa; Arthropoda; Insecta; Coleoptera; Scarabaeidae
Source: RefSeq, a predicted model, not a curated record